GAGGAAGCACACACACACGCUCUGCUCUCUAACUAGGAGGAGGAGUCGGAGCAGCAGCUGCAGCGGCGGCGGCCCUGAGCGAUAGGAUGUCCCGACAUGAAGGUGUCAGCUGCGAUGCAUGUUUAAAAGGAAAUUUCAGAGGCCGUAGAUACAAGUGCUUAAUUUGUUACGAUUACGAUCUGUGCGCAUCUUGUUAUGAAAGUGGUGCAACUACAACAAGGCAUACGACUGACCAUCCAAUGCAGUGCAUAUUGACAAGGGUAGACUUUGAUUUAUACUAUGGUGGUGAAGCUUUCUCUGUAGAGCAGCCACAAUCUUUUACUUGUCCUUAUUGCGGUAAAAUGGGUUAUACAGAAACUUCGCUACAAGAACACGUCACUUCCGAACACGCAGAAACGUCCACAGAAGUGCGUGCAUCUGAUCAGCACUCUGAGGAGACAUUUACUGGAGCAAUUACAGCCAUGGCUUAUGUGAGAGGAAUUGACAAUCUACACCAAGACAGCAUGCGUAGUAGGAUUUGUCCCAUAUGUGCAGCAUUACCUGGAGGAGAUCCAAAUCAUGUCACAGAUGACUUUGCUGCCCAUCUUACACUUGAACACAGAGCUCCUAGGGAUUUAGAUGAAUCCAGUGGAGUUCGGCAUGUACGAAGGAUGUUUCACCCUGGCCGAGGGCUGGGAGGACCUCGAGCUCGGAGAUCAAACAUGCACUUUACUAGCAGUUCCACUGGAGGGCUUUCAUCAUCACAGAGUUCAUACUCUCCCAGCAACAGGGAAGCAAUGGAUCCUAUAGCUGAACUAUUAUCUCAAUUAUCAGGAGUGAGGCGUUCAACAGGAGGACAGCUUAAUUCCUCGGGCCCUUCCGCAUCACAGCUGCAACAACUGCAGAUGCAGUUACAGCUUGAGAGGCAGCAGGCACAGGCAGCACGACAACAACUAGAGACGGCACGUAACGCAACUCGGCGCAACAAUGCAAGUGGUGUCACAACCACAAUUACGCAAUCAACAGCGACAACCAACACAUCGAAUACGGAAAACAAUCAACAGACUAUACAGAAUUCACAGUUCCUUCUCACAAGAUUGAAUGAUCCUAAGAUGACGGAGGCCGAAAGACAGUCAAUAGAAAGUGAAAGAGCUGACCGCAGCCUGUUUGUGCAGGAGCUCCUCCUGUCAACAUUGAUGCAGGAAGAGAGCUCUUCCUCCGAUGAGGACGAGCGGGGAGAAAUAGCUGAUUUUGGGGCAAUGGGAUGUGUAGAUAUUAUGCCUUUAGAUGUUGCGUUAGAAAACCUUAAUCUAAAAGAGAGUAAUAAAGGAAACGAGCCUCCGCCACCUCCUCUUUGAUGACAUCCCCCUUUGCAGACAAUGUCCUCUGUGCUGUAACUGCCAAUGAAAGUGGACAAACAACUAUCUUUGGGUUUGUUUUGGUGAUUGUAAUUUCCGGUCUGUCACUCUUGUUACAUUGUGUACAUUCAAAAAAAAAAAAAAAAUAUGAAAAAAAGAGAGGCAAAUAUAUAUAAUUCACUUAACUAAUUUUUACUUCUAGCAGGUAAACAUAGGUAGCAGUACCAGAGGCAGCGUCCUGCUUCCUGUACCUUGACGUAAACAAAUAAAUAAGGCUCUCCUAAUCUCCCACAUUCAAACUGAACAAGGAAAAUAAUAAUAAUAAUAAUAAAAAAACAAAUAUAUGGAAACAAAAAUCUCUAAUGAAGCUGCUGUGUGUAUUUAUGAAUAUUAAUGAAUAAAAACUGCUUGGAUGGUUUACCAUAACUACUGCAUGAGGUUUUUUGCAGCGUGCAUGAGUUUUUAGUGACAUUGUCAUUAAGAAAAAGAAAAAACAAAACAAAAAGAAAACUGGCUUCAAUUUUAAGGUCGUAAAGCCAUUUAAAUCCCAAAGCUUUCCUAAGCAUUAUUCAAAAGGUUACAGCACCCGACGACAUGCAAUGUUAACUGUUGACUAGCAGUUUGUAGCCAUGGAUCUUUUGAAUAAUGUAAUUGAUAAAAGUUUUUAUGUGAGUGUUUAAAGCACAUCAGGCAGACUCUGCAGUGGCAUUAACUGUGUGUCUUUUUAAGGGCAUUUCGCCUUUUAGUUUCAUGCAAAUAUCGUAAUCUGUAUUAAAUCACAUUAAUCACCUUGUGGUUGGUGUUAAAAGGUUUUUGGUUUUUGCCCCUCUCUAUUUCAUUUUGAACUUUCACCUGAACUAUAACAUUACAGAUUACAGUUUAGGUCACUGUCAGACUUUGCUUGUAGUGUUCCCUUAUUCCAAACUUGUUCAUUGUUCAGCAUU
Molecule: messenger RNA, 2281 nt
Organism: Pelobates fuscus (common spadefoot toad)
Lineage: Eukaryota; Metazoa; Chordata; Amphibia; Anura; Pelobatidae
Gene: KCMF1
Product: potassium channel modulatory factor 1
Exons: 8
Coding region: 87-1337 (416 amino acids)
Biological process (GO): synaptic signaling
Cellular component (GO): plasma membrane
Molecular function (GO): zinc ion binding
Source: RefSeq, a predicted model, not a curated record